Messenger RNA from Capsella rubella, 1687 nucleotides. RefSeq names its product uridine kinase-like protein 3. The transcript is spliced from 15 exons. Bases 115 to 1515 code for a protein of 466 amino acids. The record is from RefSeq and is a predicted model, not a curated record. Lineage: Eukaryota; Viridiplantae; Streptophyta; Magnoliopsida; Brassicales; Brassicaceae. Gene Ontology annotation, molecular function: ATP binding; kinase activity. Gene Ontology annotation, cellular component: cytoplasm.
UGUGUCUGUCUAUAUAUAUGUUUUAGAUCCCCCUCUGUUAUAUGUUGGAACUGGGAAGCUCUUCGUGUCUUUUUAUUAGCUUAUCCGUGAUCUCGAUUUCCUUUUUAAUUUCGAAUGGCUUCAAACUCGGCUGUUGAUAUGAUAGAGACAUCUUCAAAGGCUCAUUUCUCAGGCUUUCAUCAAAUGGAUGGUUUAGUUUCCACUAUAUCAGAUCAAAUGGCUGAGGAUGAAGAACAUGGGCAACCUUUUGUGAUCGGAGUUGCUGGAGGAGCAGCAUCAGGUAAAACAACUGUUUGCGAUAUGAUUAUGCAGCAACUACAUGAUCAGAGAGCUGUUGUUGUAAAUCAGGAUUCUUUCUACCAUAAUGUAAAUGAAGAGGAGCUUGCAAGAGUUUAUGAUUACAAUUUUGACCAUCCUGACGCUUUCGAUACGGAGCAAUUAUUGUCUUCCAUGGAGAAAUUAAGAAAAGGACAAGCUGUAGAUAUUCCCAACUAUGACUUUAAAAGUUACAAGAACAAUGUGUUUCCACCUAGAAGAGUAAACCCUUCUGAUGUUAUAAUUCUGGAAGGGAUACUCAUUUUCCACGACCCUCGGGUGCGAGAUUUGAUGAACAUGAAGAUAUUCGUGGAUGCAGAUGCUGAUGUGCGUUUAGCGAGAAGGAUUAAACGCGAUACUGUUGAGAAGGGCAGAGAUAUUGCCACUGUUCUUGAUCAGUAUUCAAAGUUUGUGAAACCAGCAUUUGAGGAUUUCAUACUCCCAACAAAGAAAUACGCAGAUAUAAUAAUUCCCCGGGGUGGUGAUAACCAUGUUGCUAUUGAUUUGAUUGUGCAACACAUCCACACGAAGCUCGGUCAACAUGAUCUCUGUAAAAUCUAUCCAAACCUUUAUGUUAUUCAAUCAACUUUUCAGAUACGUGGGAUGCACACUCUAAUCCGAGACUCGAAAACAACAAAGCAUGACUUCAUCUUCUACUCCGAUCGAUUGAUUCGUUUGGUUGUUGAGCACGGCCUCGGGCACCUUCCUUUUACAGAAAAGCAAGUGGUCACUCCCACAGGAUCUGUGUAUUCGGGUGUGGACUUCUGUAAGAGGCUGUGUGGUGUCUCAGUUAUCAGAAGCGGUGAGAGUAUGGAGAACGCUCUUAGAGCAUGCUGCAAAGGAAUCAAAAUUGGAAAGAUUCUGAUUCAUAGAGAAGGGGACAACGGUCAACAGCUUAUAUACGAGAAGCUACCCUCAGACAUUUCGGAAAGGCAUGUGCUUUUGCUAGACCCAAUCCUGGGGACAGGAAACUCGGCGGUGCAAGCUAUAAGACUGCUGAUAAGUAAAGGCGUGCCUGAAUCCAACAUCAUAUUUCUAAAUCUCAUAUCAGCGCCUCAAGGAGUAAAUGUGGUUUGCAAAAAAUUCCCAAGGAUAAAGAUUGUGACUUCUGAGAUAGAACUCGGUCUAAACGAUGAAUACAGAGUUGUUCCCGGCAUGGGGGAGUUUGGAGACCGCUAUUUUGGGACGGAUGACGAGUGAGAGAAAGAGAGACAGAGCUUUUGCCUUAGCUCAAAAAUUUUGAAUUCUUGUUUCAAUAUGUUAUACGGAUUUCAUGACUCGGAUUCAUACAUAUAUAUAUAUAUAUAUAUAUAUAUAUAUAUAUGUAUACCAAAAACAAAAAUUCCAAACUCACUUAAUUUUUACUUACAUG